GUCUAGUUCGCUCGGUUGUGCCUUAACCUCGCUCACACCAUCGGACCUGUACGAAUCAUUCCACGAAUUUGCUUCACGUGUUCUCUUCGUUUCAUCCAUCAACAUCUAGCUCAAAUUACUUGCAUCCGUGUCAUCCUUUUGCGUGUGACUUAUUCGAUCUCUCAUCGAGUGCUGAACAAAUUGAGAAUAGACAGGAAUUGAAAACAUUUUCAAGUCGUAUCCUUCUCUAAUAAUCGUCCAUGUUGUAAGUUGCCAUUUUAUGACGAUGCAAGGCGAAUGGAAGCCAAUCUCAUUCGCAAGUUUGGGCAUUGCACGCGUGAUAUUCUACAAAAUAUUCUUGGCUGGCUGCUUCCACCAUCUUCUUCCAUAAAAGAAAAAACAAACAAAAAACACAAAGAACCAAAAGAAAAAUGGCUGAAAACGUGGAAUCAGGAAAAUCUGUUGGCCUUCCAGGAAUAGCAGCCAACACUUUAAAUCCGAUCAAUCACAGCAGCGCAGCGCGUCCGUCUCAUUUGCCAUCGGUGGCGGAAGGAUCGUCACGAAUGACGUCGUCAGGUGUGAAAUCAUCGACGACUGCAUUGCCCGUUGCAGCAUCUUGCACUUCAACGUCGGGCCCCUCCUCUUCCGCACCAGCGUCUACGGGAGCUGCUGUUAGCAUCGCACCUAGCGGCGGGAUUGGAACUAACUGCUCCUCCUCUUGUUCGGUCACGGCAAAUUCGUCGACUGCGGGCUCGAAUCAGCCGCAGCUUUCAGUUGCCGUGUCGACUUCUAAAGGCAAAGGCGCUGCUUCUUGCGCUGAAGCGAACCGAUCAUCCGCCGGAUCGCCAUCCGUAGUGACAACUCAUCCGGUGGCGGCACCGUUCAGACAGCACCACCAAUCGCAUCCGACCUCGUCUCCACCGUCCUAUUCUUGGGUGCAGAGUCAUCAACCGCGUCCGUCGGUCAGCGCUGCCGGAUUGUCUUACCCGCUGGACGAGCCGGAUCAGAAUAUCGAAGGGGCCGGUUACAAUUGGUCGGCUAGGAAUCAAGCCACUUGGAGCGGCCCGGUGCCCCAUUUAGUGCGUCGCGUCAGCACGAGCGGAGGCAACGGCGCCGGAUGCGCUCGUUACGGCAGCCUCAACCGUCGCAGUCACAACCGCAGCAGCCAAUUGCAGCAGCAACAGCCGUCGAGUAGUUUGCGGUUGGUCAACGGUGGGCUGGCCGGCGGUGCCAACAACGGCUACCCGUCGUCGGAAGAGGAGCUGAGGAGCCCGCGUCAUCGACGUCUUUACCAACAGCAACAGCAGCCGCUGCUCGGUAACGGCCUGAACGGCCGCAGCGAUGAUUUGGCCAACGCUUAUUACGCCAGAUCGGGUAGUUGCGGAGGCGUAUCGGCCGGCUAUUCUUACGGUGGUGGUGGCGGCGUCGGCACGUGCUGCUCCGAUUCGCUAGUGACGGCGCUCGAGGACGAAGCGUCGACGUCGUCGUUCGUGCCGGAUUACCUGGUGGCUGGCGCCGAUGACAUGAAUUUUAUCAACAAUAAAGAGAUGAGUGCCAGUGGCGGUGUGGCCGGAUGCGGAAGCGCGGCCGGAAGCUUCGCUGCCGGUGGCGGACGAGUUCAUUUCAGUAACAGUGCCGGAGGUGGCGAUGAUGUCAGCUUGUACGGCACGCCGAAGGAGGAAGCCGGACCGGGUCCGGGGCCGGCCAACAUGGGCGGCGAGCCGAAACCGUCGUUCAUCCGCAAUCAGCUUCAGGCUCUGUUCCAGCCGACGGACAACAAGCUGGCCAUGAAGCUGUUUGGCAGUAAGAAAGCUCUGAUGAAGGAGCGCAUCCGACAGAAAGCUGCAGGACACUGGAUCAUCCAUCCGUGUUCCAAUUUCCGAUUUUACUGGGAUUUGGGGAUGCUGUUCCUGCUGGUGGCCAACUUGAUCAUCCUGCCAGUGGCCAUCUCUUUCUUCAACGACGACCUGAGUAUUCGCUGGAUUGCCUUCAACUGCCUUAGCGACACCAUCUUUAUGAUUGACAUCGUCGUCAAUUUUCGAACAGGUAUUAUGCAACAAGAUAACUCGGAGCAGGUCAUCCUGGACCCGAAGCUGAUAGCCAGGCACUAUUUGCGGACGUGGUUCUUCCUGGACCUGAUCAGUUCCAUCCCACUUGAUUACAUCUUUCUCAUCUUCAAUCAGUUUCUGCGGAUGCAAGACUUUAGUGAGAGUUUUCAAAUCCUGCAAGCCGGAAGAGCGCUGAGGAUCCUACGCUUGGCUAAACUGCUGUCUCUUGUGAGGCUCCUCCGACUGUCACGACUCGUUCGCUACGUCAACCAGUGGGAGGAAGUUUACAUCUCUCAGAACUUACAGAAUCUGAGCAAAAAAAGGACCGAACGAAGGGGACGGCUCGGUUCCGACGCUCACGCGAGCAAUCAGAAGGAGCCCUACAAAGAAAAAUCCCUUAUCAUGAAGUUCCUGAAUAUGGCUAGCGUCUUCAUGAGGAUCUUCAACCUGAUCUGCAUGAUGCUGCUGAUUGGACACUGGUCGGGAUGUCUUCAAUUCCUCGUGCCCAUGCUGCAGGGAUUCCCUCCAAACUCGUGGGUCGCCAUCAACGAAUUACAGGAAUCCUUUUGGCUGGAACAAUAUUCUUGGGCCCUUUUCAAAGCCAUGUCUCACAUGCUUUGCAUCGGUUACGGACGGUUCCCGCCUCAAUCUCUGACGGACAUGUGGUUAACAAUGUUAUCGAUGAUCAGCGGAGCCACUUGCUACGCUCUCUUUCUCGGUCACGCCACCAAUCUCAUCCAAAGCCUCGACUCUUCUCGCCGUCAGUAUCGCGAAAAGCUGAAACAGGUGGAGGAAUACAUGGCGUACCGUCGGUUACCGCGUGACAUGCGCCAAAGGAUAACCGAAUACUUCGAGCACCGCUAUCAAGGCAAAUUCUUCGAUGAAGACGCCAUCCUGGGCGAGCUAUCGGAAAAGUUACGAGAGGAUGUCAUCAAUUUCAACUGCCGAUCUCUGGUGGCUUCUGUGCCCUUUUUCGCCAACGCCGACCCAGCCUUUGUCUCUGACGUUGUUACCAAACUCAUUUACGAGGUCUUCCAACCGGGUGAUAUCAUCAUCAAAGAGGGAACUAUUGGAACGAAAAUGUACUUUAUCCAGGAGGGCAUUGUUGACAUUGUCAUGGGCAACGGUGACGUUGCGACGUCCCUUAGUGACGGCUCUUACUUUGGCGAGAUUUGUCUUUUGACUAAUGCCCGUCGAGUGGCCAGUGUUAGGGCUGAAACCUAUUGCAAUCUUUUCUCAUUAUCAGUGGAACACUUCAAUGCCGUCCUGGAUCAGUAUCCACUCAUGAGAAGAACACUGGAGAGUGUUGCAGCCGAAAGGUUAAAUAAAAUAGGAAAGAAUCCAACCAUGGUAUCAAAUCGUGAAGACUUACAGAGUGACUGUAAAACAGUCAACGCCAUCGUCAGUGGUAUGACGACAGGUGGCCAUUCUGGGCCGGGCAGUACAGAAGAAUUCGGAGGUCACCAUUUGGGUCAUCGACGACGUUCUUCCACGGGUAGAAUUCAUAACUAUUUGUAUCAACAUUCGCCCACAAUGUCUCCACCGUACAGCCUUCCACGCCCUCGAUCCGAGAACAAUUUCGCCCUGGCCGCAGCAGCAGCUUCCAUGGCUGCUGCAGCGUUCGGUGUGCCGUCCGGCAGCGUCCCGGAUGAUCGCAGGUUUGACCUCAAAUCCGACGACAAGAUCAGGUCCAAUCACUGACUCUUGUUCACUUGUUAAAAACGUCGCGAUUGUUUCUCUCUUUCCUCCUCAAAAAGUUCGUCGUUGGUACACCGUCGAAUUGUUUUCUUUUAUUCAAUGGCAAGAAUGCCAUUCAAUAACGUGACCUAUGGGACGUGUGAAACUAACCCACAAUAUUCUAUGUAGCAAUAAUUCGUGUGUCGGUAGCUAUAUGUAGAAACCAAAGUUUUGUUUGGAUACGAAUCAAGCAAGUAGCUGGAGCAGUUUUUGCUUUGGCACACCACGCUGCACAGUCGCAAACUCGCGAGAUGGCUACAGAAGACAGAAGCUACGUCUCCGGUGCAUCUGAUCAUAUUUCCCCUGUCUUUCCACUCAACAGAACAUUGUGUUAUCGGUUCCUUCAAAAAUCACUUUUAAUCUAAGCGACUUGGCUUCUCGAUUUUAAAAAAAGUGUUGAGAUCCAACACCGCAAAUAAGUCAUUUUCAGCAGACCUCAGUUGAAAACCACAACAUAAAAAAAAAAAAAAAUCUCCGUGCAUCUCUCUAGUCUCGCGGGUACCUAAUCUAGUCAUUUACUUUUGAUAGGAUUUCUGUUAAAAAAACAAAAAACAAAAUGGAUUUAAAAUGUAGGUCUAGUCGUCACAGCUAAAUGGACAAUGUGCUGGCGCUGUAUGUAUCGGCCAGUGUUGCUCGAGUACCUAUAGUCGAGAAAGUAAGGUCGCAGAGAGUUAUUGUGUAAACUUGAAUUUGUUACGUUACGUUUUUUAAUUAUGACAGUUUUUCCUAAAAAUCACUAUUGCUUGUUUCGGUUCAUGAAAUGCAGUCGUUUUCGAAAAUUAUGUUGUUUUGUUGAGAGUGAAAGUUCCUGUUAAUCGAGAGUAUACUAGUUGAGGGCCAUGCAUUAUUGUAGCCAGAUGAUUCACACUAAAGCACAUUCAACAUUUGUAGGCUAUGCGAGCGGUAAAAAUAAAUCCACGUUUUUCGCCGGUGAUGUAACACACUCGGAUUGUCUCGUUCGUACAAGUUUGCUGUCUGUGAGCGGUUAUUUUUCGAUUUUUGUAAGGCUUGCAAGAAAAUGCCUGCCAGGUUGCGUCAUAACGAGGCGAAUAAUGACAAUACAGUUCAUACUCUUGCGUUUCGA
Messenger RNA from Daphnia magna, 4848 nucleotides. RefSeq names its product potassium/sodium hyperpolarization-activated cyclic nucleotide-gated channel 3 (gene Ih). Gene Ontology annotation, cellular component: membrane. Gene Ontology annotation, biological process: transmembrane transport; potassium ion transport. The transcript is spliced from 12 exons. NCBI's taxonomy places the organism in Eukaryota, Metazoa, Arthropoda, Branchiopoda, Diplostraca, Daphniidae. The coding region runs from base 411 to 3728 and encodes 1105 amino acids. Gene Ontology annotation, molecular function: voltage-gated potassium channel activity. The record is from RefSeq and is a predicted model, not a curated record.